CUCUCUUCCCCAUUUCAUCUCUCAUCCCUCUCCCCUCUCCUCACACCGACGGCCAGCAACGGAGACCGCUAACGCCGAGCACCACUUACGGCGAGCCACCCACAUCUCCGGCGACAAACUACAAUUGCCGCAGUGACAAUCAAAAAGCGAAGAGAAUAAGUAUAAAACGCACAACCAAAACGGAAUCUUUUAUAUAUAUAUAUAUAAAACCCAUUGGUUGAAGCCCUUAAAAGCCGCAAAACCCUCUCAUCUCGGUUCAGCAGCAUUUGUCGUGCUGAAAAUGUUCCUCCGAAUCGCAAAGCUAAAGCCUCUGGCGUCGUCAGUGGAGUCCUCCUGGAGCCACCAAUUCCUCCAGCGAAGGCUGGUUAGCGGAACCGCGAAGGGCAAGGCCAAAAUCAAAGGAGGCCAAACCAUAAAGCGAUCCAAAAUGAACACCAAAAAAGGCCAACCCGACUCCAAGAGCGGCGGAGCGGGAGCCAAUAAAACGUUCGAGCGAGAAGACAGGCUCGAGAAUAUGUGCAUGAAUGCUCCCACGCCCGUCCGAUACCUGACCCCUAGAGAAAGAGCACGCGAAGCCAGGAGAGAGAAGCUGGGCCUUCUCAGCAAAGACCGGAAGCGAGAGCUGGAGAUGAUGAAGAAGAAGGACUACAAGGAGAAGAUGGGACUCUCGGAGGAGCCAGUGAUAAUUGGGACUCCGGGAUUGGAUCUGAUUACUCUGGGACUCGUAGACGCCGAAAAGAUCCCCAAAUACGAGCUCACUGUCGAGGAUGGGCGCCGAUUGGCGAAGGAGUACAGUAGGGUUCUGAUGCGGCGGCAACGGGCUAGACAGGCCGCGGAGUCGACUUUCUUGAGGCUGAAGAAGGAGGCCAUUGAGGCGCUGCCGGAUGAUUUGAGAGCGGCAGCUUUGGUGCCGGAUUUGACUCCGUUCCCGGAGAACCGGUUCAUGGCGACUUUGACUCCGCCGAUUGAGGGUUACAUUGAUAAGGUCAAGGAAGCGGCGAAAAAGAGCAGUGGAAGGGAGAAGCUACGAUGAUCCAAGCAGAGGUUAAAGUUUGCGUUUUACAUCUUUUGAGUAAUUUUUUUUUUUUUUUUGGUGUUCCUGCUGAAUUUGGUCAUAGGUAGUGGCAUAGAAAUUGGGUAUUGUCUAUUCUUUAUUGGGAAUUGAUCAUUGAUAUUCAUAUGCACCAAUAUAAUUCACCUGCUCAACUUAACGAAAUUUGUCGUUUUA
Molecule: messenger RNA, 1228 nt
Organism: Corylus avellana
Lineage: Eukaryota; Viridiplantae; Streptophyta; Magnoliopsida; Fagales; Betulaceae
Cellular component (GO): mitochondrial large ribosomal subunit; mitochondrial ribosome
Source: RefSeq, a predicted model, not a curated record